Messenger RNA from Orbicella faveolata, 2180 nucleotides. RefSeq names its product neuroligin-4, X-linked-like. The record is from RefSeq and is a predicted model, not a curated record. Lineage: Eukaryota; Metazoa; Cnidaria; Anthozoa; Scleractinia; Merulinidae.
GACGUUGAUUAUAUAUUGACAGGUUGUAGCCCGAGCUAUAUCUUCGUUUUCUUUCGAAUUCCUUAUCGAAUGGUUAUUGCAAUUUUCUGUUGUUGUGGCUUUGCUUGUUUUUGUGUUUUGUUUUGUUUGUUUGUGUUUGGAUGUUGUUGUUUUGUCUUUCUUACAUGAAUGAGUUUUAGUAUAUCUUAAAUUCGCCACUUUAGAAACAAGAAACGUCUGGGACCGCUCGCUUGUGGCAUCGUUACAGCUUUUGUCCCAAGUGACGGUCGCAAAAGCCGCUUCGAGAUGAUACUUGCCCAAUGUUUCUUCUCGUUUCUAAAUGUGCCAAAUAGGAGCUAGAGCUAUCCUUAAAGAGAAUCUAAACCAACUUCUAAUAGUCUGAUAUCUUAUUUUAGAUCAGGGGACGGAAUAUCCCCGUAUGCUUCACGUCUGCAGAUAAUUUAUGCUAGGUCAAAAUACAUUUUAUCUGUGAUGUACUAAAUUAAUAUAAUCGGUUUCUUUCUGCAGAUUCUUCCCUGAAGCUCCUUCAAGGCGGGAAAUUUAACAAGAGUAAUAUCAUGAUUGGAGUGACACAGGAUGACGGCUCAGUCUUUGCUGUUAGCGUUCUAGCCAACAAAGGAAUUACAGAGGGAAUACAGAGAUCUUUGUUUGAGGAGGUGAUUAAAAAUCAGACUUGGACCCGAAAUCAAAACUCGCACUUGCAUGAACUGAUCAUCUACCAGUACACCGAUUGGUCGAAUGUCACCGAUCCUUACCUCUUACUUCAACGAUAUCUCGACGUUAAUACAGACGCCUCCUUUAAGGCUCCCGCUAUCCUGUCAGCUAACGCAUUCGUCAAGAAACAGGCUCCUACUUACUUUUACCAGCUUGAAAGAGCGCCUAAAGUGUUCCCUGGUUACCCAACAAUUCCAUGGGCCGGAAUAUAUCACGGGGCUGAUGUUUUUUACCUUUUUAGUGGACCCUUUCUUGUGGCUAAGAAUCUCACAUCUGACACAGAUAAGAAACUCAGCAAGGAUAUUAUGACCUUGUGGACAAAUUUUGCAAAAACUGGAAAUCCAAAUAAUCCAACGUUGGUAGGGACAAUUUGGCCCCACUACACAGCUGACACUGAAGAGUAUCUGGGACUAAGUCUUAAUUUGACAGUGAGGUCCAAGAUGCGUCCAGACAAGAUGGCCUUCUGGAAUGAGCUUGUACCAAGUAUUGAAGAAACAAUAGCACCAACCACAACUAGCCACAUACCGACUACAACUGAACAAAUAGAUGACAAAAAAGACAAACUCGUGAUGGUGCUUGCCAUUUUAACAGGGUUGUUUGCUGCUCUAGCUGUGUUUUUACUGGUUGUGUUGAUAAUAACUCGCUGCAAGCCAACUCGACGAGGAAAAGAGUUUGAAGUGUCAUUAAACAUGUAGCCCGCGAGAUAAUUGUAGUCAGACGAUGACGUUGUCAAUUGUUUGACGCUGAUUAUUGUUCAGUUAUCACUUUUAAUUUCUAAUUUCCUUUUCUUUUCUUUUUUUCACACGUGGUGUAAAAUCAAUUCAAUUCAGUCUAUUCUUUUUCAUGAAUUAAGGUACUUAUAUACAUACCGAGCUGAGGCAGACGACAACGGGAACGAGGACGUCACCAAACAAGAAGCCUAAAGGCUUUCACGCGGGAUGCUUUAAAUGCAUGGCUUUCCCCGUAGAAAUAAAUGCUACCAUUUAGUUUUUCAGUUGUAUUUUAUUUCUUCAACAACAAGAUAACAGAAUGUGGUUCGUGUUAAAAUUUGUAUGCAUUUCAUAGUAAGAGUGUAAACAUCGUCAACAUUGUUACUGUACGUUGUUGGAUUCGUUGCCACAUGGUAUAAGCAUGGGUCGGGCGUGCGUCUGUAGACAUUAUUCUUAUAGACCUUGGUGUAGUAACCCGGGCAUAGUCCCAAAGAGGGAAUAGAGCGAAUUUAAACGUAAAAUGCAGCUUUGAAUGAGACACGGCAUCCUUGAAAAGCAGCUUUAGUGAUAUCAUAGGUUUUCAUUCCUAUAAUACCGUAUUAAUUAUUAGUUUAAUAGGCAUUUACUUAAGCUAAAUAUUGUGUAAUUUUGCAAUAAUAGUUAAAUUUAAGUAUGUUACGUCGGUGCAUUAUUUAUAUCGAUGGAAUAUAUUUAUAUCGAAGGAUAAGAAUAAAUGAUUGCUGUAUGGAUCAGUGA